Danaus plexippus (monarch butterfly) is the source of this 6042-nucleotide messenger RNA. Its product is annotated as tyrosine-protein kinase Src42A. Gene Ontology annotation, cellular component: extrinsic component of cytoplasmic side of plasma membrane. Gene Ontology annotation, molecular function: signaling receptor binding; non-membrane spanning protein tyrosine kinase activity; ATP binding. Lineage: Eukaryota; Metazoa; Arthropoda; Insecta; Lepidoptera; Nymphalidae. The record is from RefSeq and is a predicted model, not a curated record. The coding region runs from base 242 to 2938 and encodes 898 amino acids. Gene Ontology annotation, biological process: protein phosphorylation; cell surface receptor protein tyrosine kinase signaling pathway; cell differentiation. The transcript is spliced from 8 exons.
CCGGGCCCGGACGCGCACGAUCCUAGCGCUCCGCAUCGAUUGAACUCUUACCGCGAUCGCGCUAUGUCGCCCUAUACGCGUCACACUUAUGUGUUUGAAUAUUUGUUUUCUUCAUUCGUAAAUGGUCAUAGCCCGGAAAGGCUCCAGUGAUUUAAAUUUAACAUUGUGUUAGACUGUUGAACGUUUUUUUAUUUCAAUUCGUAAAUCGAGUGGUUAUUUUAUUUAAGACUGAGACACGACGAUGGUGUCGGAAGGGGCUUUGCCCGUUGUUUGGUGUAUGCGCGAUAACCAGCUUGUGCCUCACCAAGUAUCCGGUGUUAAGUUACAAGGUGCAGUUACUGGAGCACAUAUAGCUGCUGUUUCGGACUUUUUACGUAUGGUAGCAGGUACACCGAUAAUAUUACAGCCGCCAGUAGUACACAACAAUAUUGAUAAUGAAAUUAGCAAAGAUAAUACAAUCAGACGUCGCAAAAUGUCGAUGCAACUGGAGGUUCCUUGUGUCUUUCUCUCCGAAAGUGCUUUGCAAAAAGCAAAAUGCCGCCAUAAUUCCUUAGAUGAACAGGUAAUAUUUGAAAAUUGUAGUACAUCUACCACAAAAAAUAUUGAUGUAGACCAAUUAUCAAACACCAAAAUAAAAAAUCCUAGAUAUGAGGAUCGACACGGAUCUGAUAAAGACAUGUUUCCCCAAAGAAUUACGAGAAUCAUUGAAUUAAAUGAUACGACCAAUGAAUCUGAUAAGGAACCGUUACAAAGAAUAACAAAAAUUAUAGAAUUUGAAAAUGAUAAAUUGCUGUCACCAGUGUCAAUAGAUGAAGAUAAUGAAGUACCGCAGAAAAUUACUAGAAUAAUUGAAUUCAAUGAAGAAAAUACAUUUUCUUCAUUAACAAAUAGUAUUGAUGAUCUUACAAGAGAAUGUACUCAGAAGAUACCUAGGAUAUUAGAACCAUCUAAGGAAAACGUUUUCCCAAGUAUGGCUAAAAUUAUAGAAAUGGAGAAUGAAAAGUCAAAUGAAAGGAGAAUAUCACUAACGAGCGAACGAGAAAUUAGUUGCGGUAUCACAGAAAAUUGUACCGAAAAUGAAAUAAUUAGAUCUAAGCCAUUACAAAGAAGUAGAUUUAGUGUUGAUUCUUCAUGCUCCGAAAACUCUUAUGCAAAUAUAGAUACUAUAAAGAGUUUGCAGGAUGUAAGAAAGGAAGAUACUUUAGAAUUUAGUACAAAUACUGAAUCUAUAACAACUUCUAAACCAACGAUUCGAUCGCGCUUCCGUAGGAAAAAAACAUCUGUUUGUUCGAUUGGAUCGUCAGACUGUGAUGACGAAAUAGAUGUAAUUUUUAAAUCUAAACCAAAAUCUAGUCAAUGGGUGAGCUUGGAUUGGAUACCGCCACCCAUAGAAGAGCCAGUGAUUGCUCAAGUCUGUGAUAAAAAUGAUUUCAUAUCGAAAUGGAUAGCAGAACAAAAUUCUCAAGAUUCAGGUAUCGUACCUGACGAGAGAAGAAAGAGUCUGCCCCCGAAAUCUAACGAAGUAUACAUACAAAAUAUGCGAAGAUUCAGUGAUGGUUUACAGAUCUGUAAAGAAGAUGCAGCUAGUGACUCUCCUGCUACGGUGAAAUGGAAAUGGCACGAUAUAGUCAAAAGACAUCUACAGCUACUUAAAAAUGACAAAGGCUUUCGACGCCAAAGAGGCAGUUGGAUACGAACAGCACGUCGCCUGUCAGGGACUAAUGACAAUAAGUUUUCGGAACUGCCUUUGGAUACUUAUAUGAAACUAAACACUAUGCCAUGGUAUUUCCGUAAAAUCAAACGGAUCGAGGCCGAGAAGAAGCUACUCCUUCCUGAGAAUGAGCACGGUGCUUUUCUUAUAAGAGAUUCUGAAAGUCGACACAAUGACUUUUCACUAUCAGUUCGAGAUGGUGAUACGGUCAAGCAUUACCGUAUACGUCAGCUGGAUGAAGGUGGUUUCUUCAUCGCCCGCCGUACGACGUUCAGGACCCUGCAGGAGCUCGUGGAACACUACAGCAAGGACGCUGAUGGCCUAUGCGUUUCCCUCAACAAGCCAUGUGUACAGGUAGAGAAACCGGUGACAGAAGGACUUUCUCAUAGAACGCGAGAUCAAUGGGAGAUAGAUCGCUCCUCCCUGAAGUUUGUAAGGAAACUUGGACACGGUCAAUUCGGUGAGGUAUGGGAGGGGUUGUGGAACAACACCACGCCCGUAGCCAUAAAGACGCUCAAAUCGGGCACCAUGGAUCCCAAAGAUUUCUUGGCAGAGGCUCAAAUAAUGAAGAAGCUGCGGCACACCAAACUCAUACAACUGUAUGCGGUCUGCACUUUAGAGGAACCUAUUUACAUUAUCACUGAACUGAUGAAGAACGGCUCUCUUCUGGAGUACUUGCAAGGCAAAGGUAGAGGUCUGAAGCUCCAACAGCUUAUAGACAUGGCAGCUCAGAUAGCUGCCGGCAUGGCGUAUCUCGAGUCCCAGAACUACAUCCACAGAGACUUAGCGGCAAGGAACGUACUGGUCGCUGAACCAAAUGUAGUCAAAAUCGCUGACUUUGGACUAGCAAGACUUAUCAAGGAGGACGAAUAUGAAGCUCGGGUUGGAGCUAGGUUCCCAAUUAAAUGGACAGCGCCGGAAGCGGCCAACUACAGCAAAUUCUCCAUCAAAUCUGAUGUAUGGUCCUUUGGUAUUCUUCUCACCGAGCUCGUCACCUACGGAAGAAUACCAUAUCCAGGUAUGUCAAACGCGGAGGUCCUCCACCAAGUGGAGCACGGGUACCGCAUGCCCUGCCCGCCGUCCUGCCCGGCGCCACUCUACGACAUCAUGCUGGAGUGCUGGCACAAGGACGCCCUCAAGAGACCGACCUUCGAGACGCUGCAGUGGAAGCUGGAGGACUUUUUCACCAUGGAGAACUCGGAGUACAAGGAGGCCUCCGCCUACUGAGCCCGGCCCUCCCUGCCGACACACCGACGCGCGCACGAACAUCAUACCCCUGGCCUAUAUCACAUGCCGCCGGAGCUGCAGAUGUUACACACGAGCACAUCCAUGCAGCACCUGCAGGUGCACCACGCGAUGCACCCGCACGUGCACCACCAUGCGCACGUGCAGCAUGGACACGUGCAGCAUAUGCAGCAUGGACAUGUGCAGCACGGACACGUGCCGCACGUGCAGCUACCGCACGCUGCGACACUGGGUCAGCUGUGCCACAGACACAACACACUCUACCGCGCGCCCUAAACCAUCCGCGACGUACCAGCACCCCUCACACACAAACAAACAAACAAACACACACAUACACACCUCUCCCACAUCAUACAACAUCUCUCACAAGCCUUUGUCGCUACAUUCAAUUGUCGUGAUACUUUUAACAUUAUAUCAUGAAGCACAUUAUAUUAUAAUGUCUACGAAUCACUCAAAGUCUUUGCGAUGUAUGCUCAAUCUUAUGUAACAUGUCUAAGAUCAAUGUCUCGACUGUGCGACGUACGAAUGUAUUAUGAUGAUGCAAAUCUUGUAAAGGGACGUGACUCCUUACCCCAAUGUUGUAGCGUAUAAGUUAGUUACGAUUGAUCCGUGUAGAGGGUGAUGAAGCUGUCUUCUCAACGGACCCACCAUCAGUAAUUAAUACGUACUAGUAUUACUCUCUGAAUGUUCAAGUUUUUUGCUUGUCGUUGCUUCGUAUUAUUAAUGUUUAUUAACUUUACAUACAUUGGAUGUCGUCCGACGCCGUACACAGGUUCAUUGCCCUCCUAUCGACAGUAAGUUUAGUUAGACUGCCUACAAUGUUUUCUAAAUGUAUUUAGCGUACGAUAGGUUAUAUAACAUUUCUAUAACUAAUAAGUCGAUGUACGUUCUGAACGCGAUACCUUUGUGUGACGAGACGACGGUUUAACGUACAGCUUCUUAGAUUAUAAAGAAAUUAAUUAGAACGUUCACAAUAUAAUUAUGUAUGAAAAAAAUUCGUUAGGGGCUGUGUGAUGCUUGAAUUAGUUACACUUAGUUUCGGGGGGCGCUGCUGUGCUGUGGUGGGGGUAAUUGUUGGGGGCCGGCCACGUGUGCGUGAUCAGGAGGAAAUUUAAGUUCGGCAGGGAAUAUGCAUGCGAUAGCAUGACGUGAGAUUUAUGUUGGAGACAUCGGAUUAGGUAUCCUCAAUUUCGUGUGACAUGAUCUGUGUAUAUAACGAUAAUGGUGAUGCCAAAAAUCCUAUUAAAGAACUGAAUAUUUUUUUUAUAUAUAUGAAUACGUUAUUAACUGUUCUGAGGGUAUUUUAGUGUUAGGGAACUUAUUUAUGUAAUUUAUAAAGCUACUUAGAUUCCGAAUACGCGGACGUGUCUCGUUUGAACUUUGACGCGUUUUAAUCUUUUAUUUGUGUGAAAUGCGUUCGGGGAGUUUCUUACUUAUUUAUCGUAACCAUUUAGUUUAAGUAUUGUGUAGCAAUACUGAAGCUUGAUUGAUAUUUAAUUUGUGCCAAGACUUAAUUUAAGUGAAAAUUUAAUAUCGCCACAAAUAACCUACGAUAAUAAAUCAGAAUAACGGAAUGAAAAAAAAAAACAUUUUAACUAAAUAAUUAUAAAAUAGGACUUAAUUGGCCUAAGAAAUAAAUAUUUUUGAAUAUAACGUAGGUUUUGUAUCCUAUUCGCUUAGAUUUAAUUCGUAUUUAUCCGUCGGGUUAUAAUAACGACGUCUGUCUACUCAUCCGUUACAAGUGCACGUCUGUAUGUAAAUGUGCAAUAUUUAUUAUAUUUUAGACCCGAUGCUUUCCGUAACGUCGGGGACCUCGUGAUUCCUGGAAAACCGUUUCAUCCUCAGAACAAUUAAAUGCAAUGUUGUUUUUUAUAUCACUGCAACCAAUCAGAUGUUUGUUAUGUGAAUUUCGUCGCACUCAAUGUAAAUAGUACCGAAUGUAGUUCGCUUUAAGAGUGAUAUUAGAUUGUUACUAAUGAAACAGAAACCGAGUACUGCCGAUGACUUGAAGUCCGCUUACACAACCAUUCCAAACAGAUCGCGAUAUGUAGUAAUGUAUUAGUAUCUGACUAGCGCGAUUUUAAAUGACUAAUAUUGACGGCGCACAAAUUUCUAGUUCUAAAUGAAUUCUUUGAGGCGCCUCUGAUAUCUACGUUUCGAUGUCACAAAAUUCGUUGUCCUCUCACCUUUAAACGGAAUCGAAAUAGAAAAUUUAAAUUUAAAGAAACGUUCUAGAUUUAAUUCUAAAAAUGUUUAAUACACUUAGUUUAUAGAUAAAAAGAUUUUACAUAUAAGAUAUCUUUGUCCCUACUCGACUUCUUUAUAUUUUGGUAUUGCAAUGUGAAUAGAGCAAAUUAAAUAGUGAAUAUCGAACGUCGACCACAUAGUUACGUAAUAUCAUCUUCAUACUAAUUUAAGCUCAUACUUUCUGACCCAACCUUAUCCCAAAAUGACUAUUUACUCCGUAUCCUUUUUUAUUUUAUAUAUAAUUUAUUUUUAAGUGUUAAGUUAUAGCUGUAUAAAGUGCUUGAGGCUUUUGCUUUUGCAGCGGCUAAGUUUUUUGCUAUCUUAUGGAAAUGAAAUGUAUCCGUAUUUUAUUUAGUUAGCCAAUUCUAAGUAUAUGAAGUAUACAAUGGCGCCAUCACAAUUACUUUGAAAAUUAUUCCGAUCAGAAUUAGGUUAGCAUACGAAGAGAACGAGUGUUAGAUAUAUGUUAAUCAAUUGUCGCUGUGUUGUCACACGUACGGUCUUCAAGUAGCGACUGCCGUACGGCCGCGGUGUACGUACGAACUGUCAGUGAAAACGUGAAGCGACUGACGUCACUUGAUACUGUUCAAUGAGUAAGGUCUUAUUACCUCCGAGUAUCAAUUAAAAACUAUUUUAAGUUCCCCCCGGCUGGUAUUACACUACUAAUUGCUCUAAUAUUUAAUUAAUUUACCUUUCAUAUCCAUUUUUUUAUAUAUAAAAUGACAGUCGGCCGGCUAUUGGUAGUGUAAUGUCAGUGGCGAAUGGUUAUGAUAACUAUAUUUCACUUAUUUGUAAAAAAAUUUUUUUUUUAACACAACAAUAAAUAUAAAUGUGAUUUA